Gopherus flavomarginatus (Mexican gopher tortoise) is the source of this 1490-nucleotide messenger RNA. Its product is annotated as mast cell protease 1A-like. The record is from RefSeq and is a predicted model, not a curated record. The coding region runs from base 438 to 1298 and encodes 286 amino acids. Gene Ontology annotation, biological process: proteolysis. The transcript is spliced from 5 exons. Gene Ontology annotation, molecular function: serine-type endopeptidase activity. Lineage: Eukaryota; Metazoa; Chordata; Testudines; Testudinidae.
UACACGCACACACACACACUGUUGCUCCACCUGGGUUCUAAAACCUAGAGCCCAGUGAGCACCACUCGAGGGCUCCCAAAUUACUUAAAGGGAAACCACCCAAUUCCGCUACACUGCACAGUCCAACAGAUGUGCUGCUCUCCAUCUCUGCUUCCCUUCCCGCCCAAACCUGCAGGAAGAUGAUCAGGCCCUAGCAUCUGCCUUAGUUUUACUUGUACAUAAGGAAGUGAGCUGAGACCCUGCAAACUCAUUCCUGAGGGGAAUGCACUUUGGGGGCUCUGUUUUCCCAAGUCCUUGAAGCUGGGACGAGCGCUCAGCACGAUGGAGCAUGGACUCUGCUGUUAGACUUGGCCUCACCCACCUUCUCUCGCGUCUCCUUUGAGCAGGUUCUACUCUCUGUGGCUCUGUGGUUUCCGUUUUGCAGAGAAAGCACCUUCAUGCUGAUCCAAGCAAUUUGCUGCUCCUUUCAAAGGCAUAAGAGCCAGGCUGUGUUUUUAUUUCAGCCUAGUCACGCUUCGAGGACACAAGAGAUGGAGAGAUCCUGCAUUGUCCUGCUGGGGCUGCUGCUGGCGUGUUCCUGCCAUGCAGGCAAGCAGGAUGCUCUGAUUCUCGGGGGACGCAGGGUGCAGAAUCACUCCAGGCCCUACAUGGCCAUCCUGGAAAGCGAUUAUAAGGAAAUCCUGUGUGAUGGGUUCCUGAUCCAGCCAGAGUGGGUGAUGACCGCAGCCCACUGCAGGAGCUCCAGAAACAUGCGAGUCCUGAUUGUGCUGGGGGUCGAGCUGCUGAGCGAGAGGUCCAACCACAUAUGGGACAUCGCAAAGUUUUACCAGCACCCUGAUUACGAUUCCACCACCUGGGAAAAUGACAUCAUGCUGGUCCAACUGAACACCCCUGUUCCCUAUGAUAACACGGUUCAACCAGUGAAACUCCCGCAGCAGUACAGGGAGAUCCCCUGCACAGCUGCCUGCAGCACCGCUGGCUGGGGACGCACCAGGAAUGGUGAUAAGGAUGCAUCAGGGACGCACAGCCAGGUUCUGCAGGAGGUGAACGUCACCCUGGUUCCUAGGAAGUCUUGCGCAUCACUCCACACACGGAAAAUCACCAGGAAUAUGAUCUGUGCUGGGAACAAGGAGCACAACGCCUGCCAGGGCGACUCGGGCGGGCCGCUGGUUUGCAAUGGCGUGGCUGAAGGCGUGGUCUCCUUUGGCAGCAAGAAAUGUGGCGAGACCCCGACAGUUUAUACCCAGAUCUCCAGAUACCUGCCGUGGAUCAACGAAGUCAUCAAGUCGGGCAGUUAAAGGAUCCCAGGGGGCUGCUCAACAUCCAUCCUUCCCAUCCAGCAACAUCUCCCUUCUGUAAAUCCUACCCCAGCACCCCCACCAGGAAUGGCUCCCUCACCCUGCUCCCCCAAGUGCUGCUAAGAACCCCACCCACACCUGACUCUAUUAAAAACACAAGCUGAGCAUGUGCUUGUUUUAACCGCUUCACUG